UAGUUAACUCAUUAAGCCAAUAUUAACUACUGUGCUGAACAGAUGGCACUUUCCCAUGCUGCUUCUUCUUCUUCUUCCUCACCUCUCAAUACUCGAUAUGAUGUUUUUAUCAGUUUCAGAGGCGAGGACACGCGUAAUGGUUUUACCAGCCAUCUUCAUUCUGCUCUCCUCAGAAAUCAGAUCGAGACGUUCAUAGAUUACAGAAUCCCCAAAGGAGGUGUCGUCUGGAACGAACUUGUUGAAUCCAUCAGGGACUCAAAGUUGUUUGUUGUUAUCUUCUCCGAAAACUAUGCUUCCUCUAGCUGGUGCUUGAGAGAGCUGGUUGAGAUCAUGGAGUGUAAGAAAAAGAAUGAAAAAGUUAUUGUGAUUCCAGUGUUCUAUAAGAUAGAGCCCACACAUGUUCGCAAGCAGAGUGGAAGUUAUCGCAGAGCAUUUGAUGAGCAUGAGAGAUCCUCCAACCGUAAGCAUGUGCAGCAAUGGAGGACGGCACUCACUGAAGCUUCGAAUCUCUCUGGCUUCCCUUGCGAUCACCACAGCUUGAUACAGGAAGUGUGUUGGAAAAUCAUUCAUGAAGAAUCUAGCAAAAAUUGCGGUCAACAAACAAGAUUGUGGAACGCCGAAGAAAUCUGCAAUAAAUUCCAACAUGAAGGAGAUAUUCAUGGAGUUGAAAGCAUGAUUGUGGAUAUGAAUGAAAUUACAAUAAAUCUACGUAUAAUCAUCAUUUCGUUAAGAAAGAUGUCAAAGUUAAAGUUACUUGCUUUAAGAGGAAAUAUCAACAUGGACCAUGAAUGGAACAGAGUGCUUGUAGAGGAUUUUCAACUUCCUAAUGACUUAAGGUAUAUUGAGUGGAAUAAAUACCCACUUAAUUUUGUGCCGUCCAUUUGUUGGCCUCAAAAUCUUGUUCAACUUUCCAUGCGAGAAAGUAAUAUUCAAAAACUUUGGAAUACAGUUCAGAAUCUACCGAGUUUAGAGAUAAUUGACCUCAGUGGCUGCAAACACUUGAUAGAAUGUCCAAAUUUAGUAGGUGCCAUGAAUCUCAAAUUAAUAUCAUUCCUUGCAUGUGAAAGCUUACAAGAUGUUCAUCCAUCUAUUUUUUCUCUUCCCAAGAUUGAAGAACUAUAUCUAAACUUUUGCACAUCGCUAAAGAGGCUUUGCAGUGAUUAUUGUUCUCCCUCUCUCCGUAGCUUCUGGGCCACUGGUUGCUAUAAUUUGGAAGAGUUCUCAAUCCCCAUUAUGACUGAUCAUUCCAAACUACUCGAGUUACAUUUACCAUUAACGACUUUGAGUGAAGUGCCGUCCACUAUUAUGCAUCUCAAAAGUCAGGAGUUUUUUAGUUUUAACAUCAGUUACUCUCUUGAGAAACUUCCUCCAAACUUUGCCUCCAUAAUUGUACUCACGGAUCCAAUAAAACAUGAAGACAACACAUGCAUCAUGUUAAGUAGAAUAUUCCCCGCCCCUGCCUUUCUGUGUGUCAAGAAAUUAUUGUUGUUCAAUUGUAAGAGCUUAUCUAAACUCCCAGAGAACAUUCAUGUCUUACAAUCAUUACAAGAAUUAGAAGUGGAAAGCUGUCAUGUCCUUACAAGUUUGCCACAAAGCAUUAAGAAUCUUCAACAGCUUGUAAAUCUCAUGAUCAAUAAUUGUGAAAUGCUUCAAUACAUACCUCCACUUCCCCCAUCUAUUAUAUACUUUAAAGUAGGAGACUGCAAAUCUUUGGAGGCAAUCUCAAGUCUAACCAGUGAACCACCAAGAAAACACUACGCAUGGAUUGAUUUCUAUAACUGCAUAAAGUUGGAUGAUGAUGCAUAUGAAGCAGCUUUGAAAGAGUUGAAAUCCAGGAUAGAACUUGUGGCAAAUAAUGAUGGAUAUCCGCAUAAUGAAGCAAACAAUGAGAAGCUUCGAUCACUGUUGAAGUUGCUCCAGAUCACAAGAUUUCUUCUUGUCUAUCUUGUUGGCUGUAUGUUGAUUUCUCAAUACCAACCUUGCAAUCUUAUUGGGAAAACACUGAUAUUUGGAUGGGAAUGCUACUUGAGAAAGGGUUGCAACGAAGGGGAAUGGAUAGCAACUUCUUGCAGUAGAGGACUCUUCACCGGCUAUGUUCUCUAUAACAAUAUUAAAUUUGAAAUGGUAUCAGAUCAUAAGGUAGUAUGGUAUGAUGGAGAGGGUUCCAACAAGAUAACGGAAGCAAUCAAAGAGAGAAAGAGGGACACCGCUUGCAAUCCUAUCCUUAAAUUUAAGUUCUAUGCUCAUACAGAAGACAAUGAGGAAGUAGUAAUAAAGGGGUGUGGGAUCCGUUGGAUGCAUGUCCAUAUCAAUCAUGGAGGAGAGAUUACUCCAGAUGCCACUCACGAUGAGGGCUAUGAAUCUCAUGACUUGGAGUUAGAGGAUGAAUCUGAUGGCUUGGAGAUAGAAGACAUUGAGAGAACUGGAGAAAGAGUGAAUGCAUAUUGCUGGGCCUUGGAUAUUGUCAAAUGGCUUCGAAGAUUUUUUGUAUAUUGUUUUGCGGGCAAUUUACGUUUUUAAAUUGUUUCAACCUUAAAUUUACGCAAAUGCAUUGUUUUAAAAAUGGUUACGUAAUUACGUUGUUUCACUAUAUUAUAUAAACCGCUACUGGCAGUAGCGGUUUAUAAUUGCAUAGAAACCGCUAGAGCCAGCAGCGGAUUCUGUUCAAAAAGUGCAGCAUGGAAACCGCGGCAGCCCAUCGCGGUUUAUAUUUGAGAGAAGUUGAUCAUAAACUGCUGCUGGCAGCAACAGUUUAUGUGCAUCGCGGUUUACGUUGAAAGUUUAAGUAUAUUUUAUCUGUUAUUAAGUUCAUAUAGUUGGUGUCUUACUUGACCUUAAUACAUAUAAACCAUUCGGUGCAAGCUUGUAGCCUAAGUCCCUUUAUCAAACAUUUUAUGUUAAUUACUAGUUAGUUGUAUUUUUCAAUUA
This is a messenger RNA of Arachis stenosperma, 2928 nucleotides long. Its product is annotated as disease resistance protein RPV1-like. The transcript has 6 exons. The coding region runs from base 43 to 2520 and encodes 825 amino acids. Gene Ontology annotation, biological process: defense response; signal transduction. The record is from RefSeq and is a predicted model, not a curated record. NCBI's taxonomy places the organism in Eukaryota, Viridiplantae, Streptophyta, Magnoliopsida, Fabales, Fabaceae.